GACUGUUUCAUACGCGGUUGUUGUCUCGCUAGUUCAUCAUUUGCAAGAAAUGUUGUCUUUUCCUUCUCUUCAGGUUCAGGUGGCCUCCAUCUUGGAGGUUUUAGCGAAAACGGCAGUAGUAGAAAUUACCAAACUAGUCGACGAUGGGUCUGCUGUUUGGCGAUUGGAGAUGUGCAGAAGCCAAAGAGAGAACGAAACGCUAAAAACGAAGUUACUGCUGAUGGAGGGAGAGCUCAGGGCUGUGCGAGGAUACGGAGAGGGCACUUCAGGGGCAGCUGCAGCUAACGGUGGUGAAGGGCCCCUCUGUAAGGAGGAGGAGCUGCACAUGCCACUCUGCCCUGCAGGAGACCCAGAAAAGGAGCUGCAAGCAGAACUCAAACAGGAGCCAGAGGAGCAGCCUCUCACCCCCACACUCCCCCUGCUGGAGUCCGCAGACUGGGGGAUGGAGCUCCAGGGUGUGUGGAGCAUGGCCAACAGCUUGAGAGUUGAUCAGGAACAAAACGGGCAGUGUGGAGGAAGCUCGGAGCAUGGAGAAGCCCGGUUAGACGAUGACUUCUCUCCUCCACAUUACACAGAUUCUCAGAGGCCACACUCGGAGAAGGGCGAGGGGUCAGCAUCACACCUCGAGCAGAAACAAAAUGGCUGCCCCCUCGACAAAGAGUGCUCUCAUGGGCUGCCUGAUGAGGUUUCAACAGAGAUGGCGUUCCCUCUGGGUUCUCCAGGAGAGUGUGAUGGAAGCGCCCCGUGUGAGGCGGGUUCUGACACGUCAGCAGAAGCAAAGAGUCCCUGCAGAACUGAGGGACAGGAGGAGGAGUUCAUCUGCACACGCUGUGGGAAGACGUUCCCGGACGCUCUUGAACUGAAGACGCACGAGGAGCAGCACAGCGCGGGGAAACGGUUCAGCUGUUCAGAGUGCGGCAAGGGUUUCACUUCCUCCAGCGUCCUGGAGAAGCACGAGCUGGUUCACAGCAGGGAGAAACCGUUCAGCUGCUCUGUGUGUGACAAGAGCUUCUCCCAGUCACACGUCCUCAAAGCUCACGAAAGCACUCACACAGGGCAGAAACUGUACGCUUGUGUCGGAAAACGCUUGAAAACGCUUGAAGCCCACCAGCGUGUUCACAGCAGAGAGAAACCCUUCACUUGUGAACAGUGUGGAAAGUGCUUCUCCAUGAAGAGCAAUCUUAAAACUCACCAGGUGACUCACACAGGAGUGAAAUGCUUCAGAUGCACAGUGUGCAAAAAGAGCUUUGCCUAUCUCCAUGUUCUUAAGCAACAUCAGCGAGUCCAUACAGGGGAAAAACCCUACUGCUGCAACGAGUGUGGGAAGAGCUUUACCCAACGAGGUAAUCUUAAAACUCACCAAAGGGUCCACACCAAAGAGAAACCCCACUGCUGCAACCAGUGUGGGAAGAGCUUUGCCCGACUAGAUCAUCUUAAAACCCACCAAAAGGUCCACAUGGGAGAGAAACCAUUUUGGGGAAAACCAUUCAGUUGCACACUGUGCAGGAGGAGUUUCUCCCAGAAUCGCACUCUUCAGAGACACGUACUUUCUCACAAUCAGGACUCCAGACUAACAGCAUCCCAACGUCCCGGGGCGAUAAAUAAUGUUUUCGGGACAAACUGAAAUCAUUCCCGGGACACCUUUGUGACAAAAAGUUAGCCUACUGUAGUAAUCAGUGCUGAAACUAGCCUACUGUAGUAAUCAGUGCUGAAACUAGCCUACUGUAGUCAACUGUGCUGGAACUAGCCUACUGUAGGAGUCAGCAUUGCCUGACGGUUGUUUUUUUAUUUUUUUGCCCAUAUGUGUAUUGUUAUUCAUUGUUUACCGCCAAUGGUGCAUCUAGGUACACAUACUAUAGUUAUUUACAACAAUAAGAAUUUACUUGAGGCUACCAGUGUGGAUACAGCAUUUUGAAUAACCUAUGAAUUACCAACAAGAACACCAACUAUGACAAGAAUAAAUACAAGUUUUGCUAUAUAUACAACAUUAAGUAAAACUGUAUAAAUGAACAUUUAUGGUAACUGAAAAUACAGUCAG
Molecule: messenger RNA, 2038 nt
Organism: Conger conger (European conger)
Lineage: Eukaryota; Metazoa; Chordata; Actinopteri; Anguilliformes; Congridae
Product: gastrula zinc finger protein XlCGF26.1-like
Exons: 2
Coding region: 50-1624 (524 amino acids)
Biological process (GO): regulation of immune system process; negative regulation of transcription by RNA polymerase II; regulation of cytokine production
Source: RefSeq, a predicted model, not a curated record